Cuscuta epithymum is the source of this 1581-nucleotide messenger RNA. Lineage: Eukaryota; Viridiplantae; Streptophyta; Magnoliopsida; Solanales; Convolvulaceae. The record is from the annotation of a GenBank genome assembly.
CAUUUUACACUUUUUUUAAUAAAGCAGCUACUGAAUAGUGAGUAUUGAGCGCAUGACCGGGGCUCGAGCCCGACCAGGCCGGUAUAACGGCAGCUGCAGAUAGCUCUUAGGCUUAAUCACUACGUAGUAUAAAAUAAAAUGGUGGGGGUUCCGCGAUUAGGCUGUCACCUCGCUCACAUCACUGCUUACGGUACUCUCUGUACAAAUUUCAAAUCCCUUCAAAAUCACUCAUAUUUUACUCCAUCAAAUUAUAUUCAGGAAAUCAAACGCUUCUCGAUCUCAGGCUCAGCUACAGUUUCAAUAAUGGCUUCUGCUGCUAAAAAGGUUUUGGUUCCGGUGGCGAACGGGACGGAGCCGAUUGAGGCGGUGGUGCAAAUAGACAUACUGCGGAGAGCUGGAGCCGAAGUUACGGUGGCUUCGGUGGAGAAUGAGCUUCGAGUCGAUGCCCUACACGGAGUUAAGAUCGUUGCAGAUUCGCUCAUUUCCGAUUGCGCCGAUACUGAGUUUGACCUCCUCUCUCUUCCGGGAGGGAUGCCUGGUGCAGCUACCCUUAGAGACUGCAAAACUUUGGAAAGCAUCUUCAGAAAACAUGCAGAAAGCAAACGGUUAUAUGCGGCAAUUUGUGCCUCUCCGGCAGUUGCACUUGGUCCGUGGGGACUGUUGAAGGGCCUUAAGGCAACUUGUUAUCCAUCAUUCAUGGAGCAACUUUUGCCUGCUGCAAAUGCUGUCGAUUCAAGAGUGCAGGUGGAUGGAAAUGUUAUCACAAGUCGUGGACCAGGAACUGUCAUGGAGUAUGCUGUUGCUCUGGUUGAGCAGUUGUAUGGAACAGAAAAUUGUAAUGAAGUUUCAAAGCCACUGGUAAUGCGCUCUAAUCACGGUGAUGGAUAUACAUUUACUGAACUCAAUUCAGUAAAUUGGACAGUUACUAAUAACCCACAGAUACUGGUACCCAUUGCCAAUGGAUCUGAGGAGAUGGAAGCUCUUAUUAUUGUUGAUGUACUUCGACGAGCUAAAGCUCAAGUAGUGGUGGCAUCUGUUGAAGAUACACUAGAGAUUGUUGCUUCUAGGAAAGUGAAAUUGGUUGCUGAUGUCCUGCUUGAGGAUGUUGCCCAGAGUACAUAUGAUCUGAUUGUCUUGCCUGGUGGGAUUGGUGGUGCCCAGGCAUUUGCAAACUCAGAAAAAUUGGUCAACAUGUUGAAAACCCAAAGAGAAUCAAACAAACCGUAUGGAGCAAUAUGUGCUUCCCCUGCCCUAGUCCUUGAACCACAUGGUUUGCUCAACGGUAAAAAGGCUACCGCUUUUCCAGCAUUGUGCAAUAAGCUCUCAGAUCCAAGUGCAAUAGAGAAUAGGGUGAUAGUUGAUGGUUAUCUCAUCACAAGCAGAGGGCCAGGAACUACAAUGGAAUUUGCACUGGCCAUUGUGGAAAAGUUCUUUGGACGCAGUAAAGCCCUAGACCUUGCCAAGGGGGUGGUUUUUGUGCAGCAGUAAAGCUAGUAGGUGUCUUUAUGUUGUUUCUGUUUUAUGACAACUACCAUUGCACAGAUGAUAUCCAGUUCAGUGUAAUAAAAGCAUACAAAAGAG